Messenger RNA from Solanum pennellii, 705 nucleotides. RefSeq lists its product as uncharacterized. Lineage: Eukaryota; Viridiplantae; Streptophyta; Magnoliopsida; Solanales; Solanaceae. The transcript has 3 exons. Bases 104 to 493 code for a protein of 129 amino acids. The record is from RefSeq and is a predicted model, not a curated record.
AAAAGUCUACUUGUUUGUUUCUUACCAAACACCCCUUUAGUCCAAAAAGGGACCGCUUAGAUUGAAAGGAAGUUGGUGAAAUCCGGUUUUGAACAUUGUAGAGAUGACUGAGAGGGAGGGAGCGGGUGUAAGUGAAGAAUUGGUCUACCGCAUUAGUACGAUGGAAGAGUGGGAAUUGAUGCAGAAAACAGGCAGCACUUUUGGCGGGGACCUUGACCGAACCACUGGCUUUAUACAUCUCAGUAAGCUCGACCAGGUUCAAUCAACUUUGCUGAACUUCUUCUUGAAUGUUAAGGAUGAUUUGUACUUGCUGCAAAUCGAUGCUAAAAAGCUUGGGAAUGGGUUGGUUUAUGAAGCUGUCGGUGACUCAAAUGUCUUCCCUCAUUUUUAUGGCCCAUCUCGGAGUUUCAGCCCACUACCACUAGAUACGGUCAUUAAAGGGGAGAAGCUAGUGGUGUCCAAUGGCAAAUUUGUAUGCAGCAUGCUCAGUUGAGUGAUGGAUUCAUUUGUCAUUGAUCACAGAUUUGGUAUGAGGGAUAUAACAGAAUGAUAGAUGCAUGCCCGAUGGAAAUAGUUCCAGGCGUCCUUGCACUUGAGGGAUUGUGUUUGUGUGCUAUAAUAUUGACAUAUUAUUUGAAUCCAAAACUUUGUGGGACACUGAAUGGGAUAGAUGAUGUCAUAAGUAUUUGCUUUAUUUGUCUCCUU